This is a messenger RNA of Anopheles bellator, 1830 nucleotides long. RefSeq names its product cholinesterase. Gene Ontology annotation, cellular component: synapse; cell surface; postsynaptic membrane. Gene Ontology annotation, molecular function: signaling receptor activity; neurexin family protein binding. NCBI's taxonomy places the organism in Eukaryota, Metazoa, Arthropoda, Insecta, Diptera, Culicidae. The transcript has 2 exons. Gene Ontology annotation, biological process: chemical synaptic transmission; neuron cell-cell adhesion; modulation of chemical synaptic transmission. Bases 37 to 1830 code for a protein of 597 amino acids. The record is from RefSeq and is a predicted model, not a curated record.
CCACCGACGGUGACGCUUCCCGGCCAGGGCACGGUGAUGGGCAUGUAUAUGAAGAUGUUCCGGACGCAGCGAGUGGUCGCCUAUCUGGGCCUGCCGUACGCCCAGGCACCGGUCGCCGAGAAACGGUUCACGCCCCCGGUUGUGGACAAUCUACCGAGCUGGGAGGGCGUGAAGAACGCGACCAGCCCGGCCCCGCUCUGUUGGCACAUGCCACGGGACACCCACCGACGCCACAACCAGCUGUUUAUGGAGCUGAUCCAGUCGAGCGACGACGGUGGCGGGGAGAAGCAGUUCGACGAGGACUGCCUGUUCCUCAACAUCUACAUCCCGGACGCGACCAUGCCGACGGAUGGUUACUCGGUGCUGGUGACGUUCCCGACGGGCGAUUUCGACGGCGACACACCGUUCACGUUGAACCCGUUCCAGAUGGUGUUUAAGCAGAAGAUUAUAGUAGUAACGGUGGGCUAUCGGUUGGGUAUCUUCGGGUUCUUCACCAGCCUGGACGGCGAGGCGCCCGGGAACUUUGGCCUGAUGGACCAGUCGGCGGCGCUGCUGUGGAUCAAGCGCAACAUUCGGCUGUUCAACGGGAACGAGGAGUCGGUGACGAUCAUGGGCCACGGUACCGGGGCCAUCUGCGUGGGGCUGCACCUGACGUCGGGCGAGUGGACGGACGACAUGUUCCACAAGGCGAUCCUGAUGUCCGGCAGCGUGCUGCUGGACUCGAGCGUCCGACCCGCCAAGCAAUAUGCAUCCGCCUUGGACGAGCUGGCGACCGCCUUCGGGUGUUUCCGUCGGCCGACCACAAAGCUGAUGGAUUGCUUGCGGCGGGUGGACGCCCAGAUCCUGGCCGAGAACUCGCCCCCCAUCGACUGGGGCCCGAUCAUCGACCGGGGGCUCAGCAACACCACCACGCCGUUUAUCGCCGACCACCCGAACAUGCUGGUGCACCAGGGCAAGCUGCGCAAGGUGCCGCUACUGAUCGGCCACACGGACAUGGAGGAAGUGCUGGAACUGACCAUGGGCGACAUGCUGGAACAUGGGCUGGGCGUGGAGAUGUUCGAAACGCUGCUGAGCGACGUGGUGAUGAACGACCUGUCCGAGAUGGAGUUUAACGAGACGCUGUGCGGCGGCAACAUGGACAUCGUGAUGGAAGCGGUCCAGUAUCAGUACAAACCGUACCCACCGACCACCGACCCGAUGACGCUGCGCCGCAAGUACAUCGAGUUCGCCACGGAGCGCAAGUACGUGGCGCCCACGAUCGAACUGGCCAUGCACAUGAGCCAGCAGGCGGACACGUUCGUGUAUCGGUUCGACAUUAAGCCGCGGACCGCGGCGGCCCUCAAGGAUGUGCCCGACUGGGUCGGGGUUCCGCACAACUUUGAGCUGAUCUUUCUGUGGGGCCUCCCGUACUGGUUGGCGCUGGCCGAGCAGAUGCAGUGGGACAGCGCGGACAAGCGGGUGGCCGACAUCGUCAUGACGCUGUGGGCGAACUUUGCCAAGUUUACGAACCCGACGCAGGUGGGCGUGUACAUCCGGUGGGAAAAGUUUACCGUCACCGAGCCGGGCGUACUGAUCAUCGAUCGAUCGUUCAACAUGAGCGACCACACGACGAUGAGUUUCGGUGCGGUCAAGUUCUGGAACCAGUACUACCCGAGUGUCAUCAACUUUGCGGCCCAGUGUUGCAACGCCACGUACAACGGGGCCGCCGGUGGCCGGUUCAGCGGACUGCUAAACAGCCGGCUGGCGUCCGGGUAUGUGGGGGCCAACUUCAUCCUGUUACAAUCAUUCGUUUACGUACUCACGAGAUACCUGGUGCGUCCGACGACGUAG